AUGCGGGCGGGGCUGCGGGGGCGGCGCCGCUGGAGGGGCCGGGGCGGCGGCGGGCUGGGCUGGCCUCGGGCUGCGAUGGAGCGGGGCCGCGGGCUCCGCGCCCCCCGCGCCGCGAAGCCGCAGAGGAAGAAGCGCCGCUCGUCCCCUCUGCCGGGGGCGGCCGCUGUGCCGGGCAGCCGGGCCGGCAGCUCCCAGAUGUGCCGGCGGCGCCUCUUCGGCAGCGCGGGGCCUCGCGGGCCCGAGCCCGCCUGCCUGAAGAAAAAGCCCAGUGGGAAAAACUUACCAAAGAUUAAAGAAAAUGUUGAAUAUACUGAAGAGAGCUCUUCAUGCAACCAAAGCAAUCAAGUGACUGUCAGAGAAACAACAGACUUCAAGAUAAAAGAUGAGGAACCAGAAAAAAACAGUGUACCACUUCAGGAUUACAAAAUAAUCAACUUUGAAAGUAAAGGAAGUUUAAAAAAUGCUGAAGUGACUUCAAGUACAGAAAUUACUCUUCCCACAGGUGUUUCCACCUUUCUCAUAGAGUGUUUAGAUGAAGAUUCAGCUGCAAAUUAUAGCGCUGCUAGUGACAGCCUGAAAACUUACUCAUCUCCUGAAACAUUCAGAGAUGAUGAUUUGGAUCCAGAAAGAUGCAAUUUUUACUCUGUGGACCUUGGCAAGUACAAGAACUCUACUCUCCUGGACUCCAGCAAAGCAGUGACCAUUGAUAAGAUACCACAGAUCUCAAAUCUUUCAGCAAUAUUAGAACCUGUACCAGAGGAUUUUCCAGAGCGAUGCACUAGAAGAAAGAGACCAUCAAGUUACUAUAAAAGCUCUUCAGCAUUAAACGUUUCAGCUACGCUGGCAGGGAAAAAACUCUGUAAAAUAACAGCUGCAGGAGAGAGAACUCCAGACCUAAAAAGUGGUACGCGCUGUUCUUCACCAUUAGGACCGGAAAGCAAGCAUGAUAAUCAAACAACUAAAGCCAAAAGGCUGAAGAAAAAAGAAAGCAGCUUUAAUCUCUUUGAAGAAGGUUCAUCAUCAUUUACACAGCUUGAUGCCUCAGAAGACAUGUCAGACAGCUCAAAGGAAUUGACAGUAGAAGUUCUGGCAGCCAAACCGAGGGAUGCUGUGGUGCCAAUGACUUCCACCAUGCUAAUCAUGGAGGAAAAUAAAGUCCUAAAAAGUCCUGGUAAUGCUCAGCCUCUAGAGCUAGAUCUUAGCUUGUCACCGGUGUGUAAAGCCUCACCUGGGGAAGACCUGUUCCUGAAUACCACAGGUCCAUUUGUAAACUCAGAAGAAAUUGUUCCUGCAUCUCUGAGCUCAGAAAAAGAAAUUAUUCCUCAGAGUCCAGAAGAAAAGAAUAUUUUAAAGCCUCAAUGUGAUAGACAAGAAAUCUGCUCCAUUGUUAGACUGUCACCAGACCCGAGGCCUUCCUGGCCCCAGCAAGUUCCAGUUAAAUUUAAAAAGUUCCGCUGUCCCAAAGGAGUGCCUGAAGAUACUAUAACAAGUACCAAAAAUUGGAUCUACUGUAAACAGAGAUGAGAUUUUUGGCUCUCAGCAGGAGUUAACAGAAGAAAUGACUGUCUUGCUACUGUGACAGGGUGGUAAAACAGAACUCCUAACUAGUAAAUAAUAGUUAUAUGGUUUUUGUAUGAAUGUUGUUUGAAAUUUAAUAUUACAUGUUUCUAUAAGCUAGUAAAUACUCAAAUACUUUAUAUUAAAUUGUUUUGUUCAGCAGCUAGAUCCUGCUCUGGGCAUUGUUCUGUAAGAUUCCAUAGAGAUGAUUCUUCAAUUUGUUUAGAUUUUUAAAAAGUUUGACUGAAGAACAGGAGACCAAAUUCCUUUAAUUAAUUACUUUUGGCUCUUUCUGCCAAGAUUUCUAGUUUUCUCUAGUAGCAUUAGCAUCAAAAGAUGGAACCUCUGUUUAAGUGUUAACAUUGACUAUGAAGGUCAGUGUUAACAUGGAGUCCUGGGAGUGGCCAUGAAAGCAUUCAUGCACUCUCGGAGACCCAGAAGUCAAUAGUAUGGCACCAUUAAACUCCUUGAGUGCUUAAGUCUGCAGAACUUUGGAGGUACGGGACUGUGAGUUCUGCUGUAAUUUGAUUUCUGAACAUGACUACAGGUCAUCUUCACCCCAUCAUCACUGAGAAUUGUCUCUUAAUGAUCAGCACUGUCACCAUUCAGGGCACAUCCACUGCCCAGCCACUGCCACCACAGAGUCCUUCCUGUUUCAUCUCAGGUAUUUUGUAAGAUCACAUCUCUUAGUCAUUCUCUCUUCUAGUGGCUUCAGACUUAAGAGAAAGUAAAUGCCUUACAUGAAGACAAUGGUGGGAAAAACCCUUUUAUAGCUGAACUGUUUGAAGAGAUGGAUAUUGACAUUCUGGAUUUUCAGGUUACUUCUCACACUGUGUCCACAUAAGUUAGACUCCCUGUGCUUCCUGUUCAGGUUGUGGAUUGUUAAUUCAUAAAUGUUGUUCUUAAUGUGCUGAAUGUCUCGGAAAAAACAGUCAAGAACAAUUUUUUUCCACUUGAAUUCAUUGCACAUUAAAGUAAUUUGGACCCCUACAGUGUUCUCACUACAAUAUCCUUUACUUAGACUCUAUCUGGAUGAAAAGAAAAUUUUUCAAUGUUUCAAAAUGCUAGUAUGGCUUUCAAAAGUCUGAGUUUGUUUCUCAGUGUUAUCACCCUGGAAAAUAGUUCUGUAUUUCCUAAAAGAGAAUUAAAAGAAGACAUACAAAAUCCAUAA
Molecule: messenger RNA, 2728 nt
Organism: Lonchura striata (white-rumped munia)
Lineage: Eukaryota; Metazoa; Chordata; Aves; Passeriformes; Estrildidae
Gene: MEIKIN
Product: meiotic kinetochore factor
Biological process (GO): meiosis I sister chromatid cohesion; female meiosis chromosome segregation; meiotic sister chromatid cohesion, centromeric
Cellular component (GO): kinetochore
Source: RefSeq, a predicted model, not a curated record